AUUAUUGGUGGGGAACGCGCCUGUCAAACAGGUACACUCAAGCGGACAAACGUGAAGGAGAAAGGGAAGAAUAAUAUUUGAAAAGAGAAGAACAUCGUGUUUUCGAACGUGCGCGAGAGAAAGGGUAGGCUUCAGUUGAGAAACAAAGACAGUAAGCUCGUGGGAGGAGAAGUGAGUAAGAGAGAACGAAAGUCACCGGCAAAGUAGGUUGCCAUGUCUAUCCUGCUGCACUGUGUGUCCAAGACGAACACGAAUUUUAUAAAAGCAGCUGUCGCUCGACUUUAUACCACAAGCAAAUUAAUAUCGCUGCGGACGAAUUCAUCAAUUUUAUCGUCGACAGUACUCAGUGCCGAUCGAACAAGUUGUUCACUUGUCAGAAAUUUCAGUGUAUCGUCUGUUAUCAUGGCUAAAAUUAAGGCAGGAGCUGUAGUGGAUGUUCUUGGGGAUGAGAUGACCCGGAUAAUUUGGGACUCGAUAAAGGAGAAGUUAAUUCUACCAUAUUUGGACAUAGAUCUUCAUACAUACGAUUUAGGAAUCGAAAAUCGCGAUGCGACGUCUGAUCAAGUGACGGUAGAUUGUGCAGAGGCGAUAAAGCGUUACAACGUCGGUAUAAAAUGCGCGACGAUAACACCGGAUGAGAAUCGAGUAGUGGAAUUCAAUUUGAAGCAAAUGUGGAAGAGUCCAAACGGAACGAUUCGUAACAUUCUCGGUGGAACGGUGUUCCGCGAAGCAAUAAUAUGCAAAAACAUUCCUCGUUUGGUAACUGGAUGGAAUACACCGAUAAUAAUAGGAAGGCAUGCUCACGCGGAUCAGUACAAAGCGACUGAUUUCGUGGUCCCUGGUGCGGGCAAGUUGGAAAUAACGUGGACAGGAGAAAACGGUCAGAAGAUUCAUCACACGGUGCACGAGUUCAAGGGCGCGGGUAUAGCACAAGCUCAGUUCAAUACGGAUGAGAGUAUUCGAGCGUUUGCUCACAGUUCCUUCCAGUAUGCUCUUUCCCGAAAGUAUCCACUUUAUUUGUCAACGAAAAACACUAUUCUCAAAAAAUACGACGGUAGAUUCAAAGAUAUUUUUCAAGAAAUUUACGAUGCCGAAUACAAGACAAAGUUCGAAGUUGAAGGAAUCUGGUACGAGCAUCGUUUGAUCGAUGAUAUGGUAGCUUACGCGAUGAAAUCAAACGGUGGUUUCGUAUGGGCGUGCAAAAAUUACGACGGGGAUGUACAAUCCGAUUCCGUGGCUCAAGGCUACGGUUCGCUGGGCCUUAUGACCUCGGUGCUUUUGUGUCCUGACGGACGUACCGUUGAAGCUGAGGCUGCUCACGGAACUGUCACUCGCCACUAUCGUCAGUACCAACAGGGAAAGGAGACCUCUACCAAUCCAAUUGCUUCGAUCUUCGCGUGGACCCGAGGUCUUCUUCAUCGCGCCAAACUCGACAAUAACAAGCCUUUAGAAAAGUUUGCUGAAACCCUUGAAAGAGUUUGCAUCAGUACGAUCGAACAGGGCUUCAUGACCAAAGAUCUCGCAAUUUGCAUCAAGGGCAUGGACAAAGUCACCAGGAAAGAUUAUCUUGAAACUUUCGAAUUUAUAAACAAACUCGCCGAGAACCUGAAGAAAGAAUUUCAUCCCUGACUUCUCGGUUUUACCCAUGAGAGACUGACGAAAGCAAAGUAUUGAUGGUCUUUCGUUUUUCUCGUUUUUACACAAACAACUCACAAUCAGUCGAAUAUUCCGGCCCAAUGACCAAACAAAACCAGUCAUUUUAUAUUUUAGUGUACUACCACAUAUCGUACUGCUAUCGAAAAUCGAGCAAAAAUUUUUCAUCUCGAUCGGUUGGUUUAAUAAUUCAUUUUGCAACGUUUUUUAUACCAACCGUAAAUUUAGUAUGAUUUUUAUAUAAGAAAAAAGAGAAAAUAUGUGCAAUACAUGAUGCAUGAUACUUCAAAACUCAUCUAUACGCAUACGUACAUAGAUAUAUGUAUCUUUGAAUAAAACAAGUGACUGUACUGUU
This is a messenger RNA of Venturia canescens, 2008 nucleotides long. RefSeq names its product isocitrate dehydrogenase [NADP] cytoplasmic (gene Idh). The transcript is spliced from 2 exons. The record is from RefSeq and is a predicted model, not a curated record. Gene Ontology annotation, cellular component: mitochondrion; peroxisome; cytosol. Gene Ontology annotation, molecular function: magnesium ion binding; isocitrate dehydrogenase (NADP+) activity; NAD binding. Lineage: Eukaryota; Metazoa; Arthropoda; Insecta; Hymenoptera; Ichneumonidae. Gene Ontology annotation, biological process: isocitrate metabolic process; NADP+ metabolic process. Bases 214 to 1629 code for a protein of 471 amino acids.